Messenger RNA from Symbiodinium necroappetens, 1623 nucleotides. The record is from the annotation of a GenBank genome assembly. NCBI's taxonomy places the organism in Eukaryota, Dinophyceae, Suessiales, Symbiodiniaceae.
AUGCAAGGAGCUUGGGCUGCCAUUUCUGGCUUGCAAAACAUGCUGCGCAACACAAUUGAGGCGAAUGUGAUACACCGCAACAUCGUUAUUUCGGCAUGCGCCUCUGUCGCGGCCUGGUCGUCAGCGUGGGCGGUGCUCAAGAACUUUCGUGCUGCAUCGGUCGAAGCCACAGCCAUCAGCCAUGGUGCUGCUGUUGCAAGCAUGAAGCACGGCUGGCACCAUGCCUUGGCUUUGAGCGAUGCAUUGCUACUCUGUGGCCUUCGCUCCAACUCUAUCAUCAUGACAUCGGUUGCAGCCGCGCUGCAGCAAGGUCUUCAGUGGCAGCGGUCUCUUGUGCUGGCUGUUGGGAGCCGUGCUUUACCACCCAGUGUGAUUUGUCAGAACGCUCUGGCAUCCACGUAUGGAAAAGUCGCGCUCUGGCCAGCGACCCUUCACAUUCUCAUGGCCCAGAAAUCUCUGGCCAUGCAGCCAGACGCAAGCACAGUGGGAACCGCCACGGAUGCUUUCACUUGCUCCAGAUUGUGGAAGAGUGCGUUGCACAUUCUGCAUGGGAUGAUGGACUGGGAGAUCCGCUGCCACCAGAUUGCCUACCACUCGGCAGCCAGCGCAUGCGCUGCGGAUCGAUGUUGGAGAGAGGUCUACAGGCUGCUCGAAUGCAUGGCUCUUCGCCUCACCGAGUUGACUGCCAGGAGCUUUAACGUGGCGAUUUCCACGCUGCCAGAAACGGCGAAGUGGAGUGAUGCCUUUGCUUUGCUGGAGGCAUUGUCCAGCAAGGCCUUGGAGCCCAGCACUGUGUCUUUCAAUUCCGUUGAUGCCUCCCGUGGCCACAACUGGACAUCCUCAGUCGCUAUUCUGGAGACUAUGCGGGCCGAGGAUACAGCCCCUGACCGGCUCAGUUGCAAUUCCGCUCUCAGCACCUGCUCCAGCGACGAAGCGUGGCAAAUGGCCCUGUCUAUAGCGGACCAAAGUCAUCGGCACGAGUCACUGGAUGUCAUCGGCAUGAACUCGGCUGCUUGUGCCUGCCAACGGCACUGGGAGGAGGUGUUAAAUCUCAUCGCCGGGCUCUUGCCAAACACUGUUCGCCCUAGCUCAAUCUCCUUGAAUACAGUACUGAGUUCAUGUGAGCGGUGCUUGCAGUGGCCUCAAGCUCUUUGGAUUCUGCGCAGCUGGCCAGAGCUGCGGACUCGCAAGGACAUCAUCUCCUACAACUCGUCCAUCAGCGCAUGUGAGCCGAGUUGGACACAGGGCCUGGAAUGCUUUUCGGCAGUGUUGCGGAAUCAGCUACUUCCAGACCUUGUGACAUACAACGCCGCUUGCCACUCCAGCUGCCCUGCAUCGUGGCUAUCAAGUCUGAUGAUUUUCAGUCAUCUCAACCACAGCAAGCUGGCAGCUGACAAGGUCAGCUGCGGUACAGUGCUGGAUGCUUGCAGUCUGGGGUUCAGCUGGGGUGGCGCAUUGCAGACCCUUCAGCAAAUGCACGGCCAGACACUGCGUGCCAACUCUUGGACCAUCAGCUCAGCGGUUAGCAGCUGCGAGAUGAGUCUGCAUCCUUCAACUGCGCUUGGCUUUGUAUUGAGGUCUGUCGCGAACCUCAGGCCCAAGCGACUGGAUGAUACUGGAUAG